GAUGAGCUCACCUGACUCUCCUUACCGCGCUGGGUAACUCGAUGCCAGGGCACGAAACUGUCAGAGCGGUCCUCCCGGCCUGCUAACAUGGAACCGGUCCACCGGGGUCUGGGUCGCUGUGUCUGCUCGUUCUGGCUCGCGGUAGCCUUUGACAUCGUGGGGCUGCUUGUCCUUCUCAUUGGGGUGUUCGUGAACGUUUUCUUCUAUGACCUGCUCAUCUACGCGGGGGCCAUCGUGAUCUUCCUCAGCCUCAUCUGGUGGGUGUUCUGGUACUCUGGGAACAUUGAGGUGCCCCCGGCUGAGCUGGAGGAUGAUGUCGGGUUAGUGAAGAAGGACAAGGGGGGUUUGACCGGCAUCAGCGGCGCUGUGAGGCGCCUCUCCAGCCGCGUGUCCAGCGGCCUCAGGUCCUCGUUGCGCAGGACCGGAGCACCAUUCGGCACACGGGCGCCCUCCGCGCAGAGGUCAACGGGGGGGACACCGGCGGAGCAAGUGGUUGUUUCCAUGGCAACGAUGACCGCAAUGGAGGACACAACGCAAAGUAUCCCUGCAGUGGCAAGCUGUGACGUAGAAAUGCCGCACACAAGAACAGAGACCUCACCUACAUAGUGCUCGACAGACUGGAGACGAGCUGCCCUACACUGUCUUCUGCUCCCUCUGGUUUAUGCUGGGAAAUUCUUAAAAAUACCAACAACAAAUGUACUUAUUUGAACAAACAAAAACUUUGGUUCUGACAGACAUCUGUAUGUUGACACGUAAACACGGAGCUAAUGUGGCUAACCCCAAAAAGCAGCUGCAGCUGUGAUCAUUUGUGAAUGGUGUGAAUGUUGCUGAUGGGCAGCUGGCGGUCAGUGUAUGACACAAAGCUAUUUUGUAAACAUAAACGCUUUGCCAACUAAAUGUGUGAUACUAUGUUCCUGUUGUGUUUACAUGUUGUUUCUGCUGACUGUAACAACUUGUGCUUCAUUUAGUAGUUCUUCACAAAAUAUCACACUGCUAAAACUAUACCAUCUGUGCCCUGCCCUUUUUGGCUAGACCUGUCCAGGUAGCCUUCAAGCAUUCCAAACCAGUUUAAAGUCUGACCUUCACCAAUCGUCUCUGACCCAAACAUGUACACAAUAUGUGCAGCACAACGGCUACAAUAUAAAGCCUUAGUGUAUUUUGUAUUUAAGUGCAGUAACAAACCAAAUACUAUCAUAAGGGAGGAAAACAAAGGCAGACCUUAUGUAGCAGUGAGAGUUUCAGUAAAGGAGUUGGCCCUUAGCUACUAAAUCAUUUCUAUAUUGGGUUUCUGGUUAGCUGGGAUGUUCAGUUGUUGCAGAGACGGACAGAAGGAUGUUACAGAAGGAAAGGGGACAAUCAAUGAACAAAAUAGGCCGGCCGCAGACUUCCUCCUUCACACCCAUGUGAUAACAGGCCUCAGUGUUUGACCUUUGAAACUGGUUUUAUUAUGCUGCUGUUUCUUCUAACUGCACCUGUGCUCUACUUCAAUGCUAACGGUUCUACUACUGCACAGCAACCAAUGGGGACAAACCCAUUUACUGUCUAUCAUUGGUUCCAAAGUGGCCCCUUACUUUUGUUAUCCCAUCAAAAUAACAUUGAAUUACAUGUAAAACAACCACAACAAAAAGCAUAAUGCUUCAUCAGAGUCACAAAAAGGAACAACAAUAGCUGAGCUGAAAUGAGGAACGAGUUAUGAAUACUGAGGUCAUGACCCACCGUGACAAUAGAUAAAUAAGUGAUUACACAUCUUACCAGAAAUUGUAUUAAAAAAUGAUUUAACUUCGGAGGGUUCAACUGAAUUUCCUUCAGAUUGAUAGCUUUGGUGUUUUCUGUACCACUGCUUUACAUCAAGAUAUCACCCCAAGAUAUCACAUCAUCCCAAAUGCGACAAUAGUAGAAAUGUAAAAAUGCUAAAUAAUUUUGUCCUCUCAAUGUCCUAAACAUUUCCUUUCAAUCAUCUAAUUAUUAUUUAUACAUUUGAAGGCUCUUCUACUUGUUUCUUAAAGGUUUCAUACUCUUAACACCCAAGAUUUUUAUAUAUAAUACUAUUAUAUGUAUGUUGUUAUCAGCAGUAUGGUGCCUCGAACACACUCCCCUUCCUCUCCAGUCCUUUCACUUUGACUUGUACAAUUUACUGAGCACAGCUAACUGAUAACAGAGUGACCAACUUCAAUAUAUGACAGUUUUGGUCAGUUUGUCUGCUUGACAAUCCAAUUUUUCUGCAAUAUAAAUGAUUGAAGUUAGAAGAAAAGACUGAAACUUUAUUUCUCCACUUAAUUUAUGAUCUAUGAAGAUGUUUGUAUCAAUAUCCUGUUAACAUGUUUGGAGCCUCCCGUUGAACUAAGUAAGAACUAAGAGAUUAAACUGAUUUGUAACCAACUUCAACGAAUCACAGUUUUUGAAAAUGAAGCACAAAUAUAUAUUAAUUUUAGAUCUGUUCCUUUUCUAUUAUUGUAUGUGUAUUCCACCCGU
Pungitius pungitius (ninespine stickleback) is the source of this 2472-nucleotide messenger RNA. Its product is annotated as transmembrane protein 238-like. The coding region runs from base 88 to 606 and encodes 172 amino acids. The transcript is spliced from 2 exons. The record is from RefSeq and is a predicted model, not a curated record. Lineage: Eukaryota; Metazoa; Chordata; Actinopteri; Perciformes; Gasterosteidae.